AGAAACCAGAGCCAUUAUCAUUGAUGACCUUCUCUCUCUCUCUCUCUCAAGAUUUUAUCUUUAUAAGUUGCAGAGAGUCUCUUUCUCUCAAAGUUCAUCAUUCUUUCAAAAUUUUUUAUUUUUGAAUGCUAAUUCAGUCUCAAAGAGCGCUGUUUUGGAGAAAAGAUUAAACUUUUAGACUGUUCUAUCUUUGCUAGAUCAUCAAUUUCUUCAAGACUUCUGGUUGGAGAGACAGGAAUCACCAGGCAUCAACUACCACAAUCAAAUUGAUCUUUCCUUCAGGACCGAUUCUGUGGUGGGUAUUUAUAGAUCAUUGCAAAGAUGAAUGAUUUAAUGACUAGAUCAUUCCUCAAUUACGUAGAGCUCAAGAAACAAGCCAUGAAAGAUCUGGAAUCCGAGCCAGACCUUGAGAUGGGCCAAUUAGAUCCUGAUGAUGAACAGAACCUCUCAAAUUUCUUUGAAGAAGUAAAUGCGAUUAAGAUUGACAUGGAAGAGAUGGCCAAUCUCCUCCUUGACCUUCAAGACCUAAAUGAAGAGUCAAAAUCCACUCACAGUAUGAAAUUGCUGAAAGGAAUUAGAGACAGAAUAAACUCAGAUAUGUUCACCAUUCUUCGAAAAGCCAAGGUUAUCAAGUCAAGAUUGGAAUCACUUGACAGGUCUAAUGUGGAUAAUCGUAGUUUGUCAACGGCUUACAAAGAAGGUAGCCCCAUUGAUCGAACUCGUGUUUCAGUGACGAAUGGCUUGAGAGUUAAAUUAAGAAACAUGAUGCAUGAUUUUCAAUCAUUGAGAGACCAGAUUUGUAAAGAUCACAAGGAGGGGCUCAAAAGGAGGUACUAUAAUGUGACUGGUGAGCAACCGAGUGAGGAAAUGAUAGAGAAAAUGGUUUUGGGAGGUGGGCAAGAGAAGGUUUUUGAAGGUAAAACAGAUUUGGUGAUGGAGAAUCAAGAGAGGCAUGAAGCUUUGAAGGAGAUACAGAGAAGCUUGACUGAGUUGCAUCAACUGUUUCUUGAUAUGGCUGUUUUGGUAGAGAAACAAGGUGAUGAUAUUAACAAUAUUGAAGAGAAUGUAGCUUGUGCUGGGACUUACAUCACUGGUGGGACUAAUGGGCUAUACUACGCUAAGCAAAUGAAGAAGAAGAGAAGCAAUUGGGGUUGUUGGAUUGGGUUAAUUUUACUGGUACUAUUGGUAAUUCUUGUUUCCACCCUUGCUUCUUGAAGUAUUUGUAGGACAUUUUGAUAGAUGGUUUUUAUUGUUAAGCUUGCAUGAAUGAGAUUCGUUUUUUUGAUUAUAUACACAAAAAUAGAGAAUUUCUCAUGAAAGAUGGAGUGUUAUUGUGGUUGAUGGAUUCCAUUAGGAUUAAUGUGUUUGAUGAUAUCUCUUCGUCUCCCACUUUUUACAGUUUCUUUGUAAUUCCAUAUUUGGACAACUAAGAGAAUAAGAUUACUUUUCGUUUGAGCUUUGAAGCA
Hevea brasiliensis (rubber tree) is the source of this 1466-nucleotide messenger RNA. Its product is annotated as syntaxin-112-like. Lineage: Eukaryota; Viridiplantae; Streptophyta; Magnoliopsida; Malpighiales; Euphorbiaceae. Gene Ontology annotation, cellular component: endomembrane system; plasma membrane; SNARE complex. The record is from RefSeq and is a predicted model, not a curated record. Gene Ontology annotation, molecular function: SNAP receptor activity; SNARE binding. Gene Ontology annotation, biological process: intracellular protein transport; vesicle fusion; exocytosis. The coding region runs from base 322 to 1215 and encodes 297 amino acids. The transcript has 3 exons.